Lactuca saligna is the source of this 1303-nucleotide messenger RNA. NCBI's taxonomy places the organism in Eukaryota, Viridiplantae, Streptophyta, Magnoliopsida, Asterales, Asteraceae. The record is from the annotation of a GenBank genome assembly.
UUAGAAUGUAAGUAAGAUGGUUAAAAAAAGAAAAGAAGACUAAUUUUGUUCCAUCCUGUGAUUCAAAUUUCAAAAAGUUAAAAUGCUGAAAUUUCAAUUUGUUUCAAAAAUUAAGAAGAUUUGAAUUUUGUUCUAAAGUUACCAAAAUAUAGGUGUGAACUAAGGGUAUAAUCGGUAAUUAAGGUUUAAGAGCUAUACCUAACUCAUCACCGUCACCAAUUCGUCCUAGGUUUAUUGAAAUAUAGAAACAUUUCAAAAGUAAAGUUUUGAUUUUUCGAACAGGAACAGAUUACAGACACAGAGAGCGAGAGAGAUGAAGCAGCCGAUGAUGCCGAAUCCAAUGAUGUCUUCUUCGUUUCCUCCUACAAACAUCACCACCGAUCAGAUCCAAAAGUUCCUUGAUGAAAACAAGCAACUAAUUAUAGCAAUAAUGAACAACCAAAAUCUUGGAAAGCUUGCUGAAUGUGCCCAGUAUCAAGCUCUACUCCAAAAAAAUUUGAUGUAUCUAGCAGCCAUUGCAGAUGCUCAACCACCUACACCUACACCAACACCAAAUAUCUCAUCUCAGAUGGGCCCGGUUCCACAUCCGGGGAUGCCACAGCAAGGCGGAUUUUACAUGGCGCAGCAGCACCCGCAGGCGGCUGUAAUGGCGGCUCAGCCCCCUUCUGGUUUUCCACAACCGAUGCCUGGUAUGCAGUUUAAUAGCCCACAGGCUAUUCAAGGGCAGAUGGGCGGUAGGUCCGGUGGGCCGCCAAGCUCAGCUGCUAGUGAUGUCUGGAGAGGAAGCAUGCAAGAUGGUGGUGGUGGUGGUGCUGCUGAUGGUAGUAAGGAUGGUCAUGCUGGCGGUGGACCUGAGGAAGCAAAGUAAAAAAAAAAAAAAAAGAAAAGUUGAGUUGUGUUAGUGUGUGUUGUUGUGGAUAGUAGGUUGGUCUGUUUACAGUAGAACUAGAACCUUAAUUUGUGACAUGUAGCCAAGUUCAUGAGCAUAUUGAACUUUCUUUUUUAUUAAAUAGUGUUUGGGUAAAGUGUUGUCUUGAGGAUUCAAAGUCUUCAACCACCGACACUUUUACCUUGCAAUCAUUUACAAAAUCGUAAUUGAUUCAUUAAUCCAUUCAAUUUGCUUGGUAAGUAUCCCCACUUUGUUGAGGCCAAGUGAGCCCAAUCGGAGAACAAUCAGCUGGGGUAAUAAUCGACCCCUAUUCAACCAAUCUAUGCUGCUAAGUGAGGUGUGAGGAAGACAUAUGUGAUAGUGUAUAUUUGUGUUUGAUAUACGUGUGUAUUCUCCGCCCAAGGGUAUAACCUC